Messenger RNA from Coffea eugenioides, 2742 nucleotides. RefSeq lists its product as uncharacterized. Bases 1517 to 2521 code for a protein of 334 amino acids. The transcript is spliced from 5 exons. The record is from RefSeq and is a predicted model, not a curated record. Lineage: Eukaryota; Viridiplantae; Streptophyta; Magnoliopsida; Gentianales; Rubiaceae.
AUGGCCGACGGCGGCGGAUGGCGGAGGUGGACAACUGCCUGCUGAUUACCGAGUUGGUGAGGUGAGAAUUCCAUUUCAAAAGCCACCCCUGCUGCCCACCAUCUUUAUUUUUUAUUUUGUACUUUUUCCCUUCUUUCACGAGACUGCAAAAGUGAAGCAUGUUUUUCCCAUUAUUAGUUGAGGAGUACCAAUUAGUGUAGUAGUAGAAUAGUAUUAGCAAGUUUCUGCAUCAUCAUUUAAGUUCACUGCUACAAGAAUAGCAGCAAUAGCUACAGUCAUCAGUCUUCGAACUCAGCAUUAUAUAAGUAUGAUAUUGUGAAAUUCACGUUUAUUUGGAAAGACUUGGAAGACAUCGAUCAUUUUUCUUAUUACAUUCAAGUUAAUUAUCGGGUUAGGGUUGAGUUAAUUUAUGAGCCAUAGGCCUCACUCCAUCCAUUACAAGCAGAUCAGAAUAGUGCUCCUGUGGUGGUGUGGUAGAGAAGUUACAAUAAAAGAAAGGAAACACGAGACUUGUAACCACCGGAGUCAAAUAGCUAGUUAAACUUAUUGUGCAGUUUGUGUUUAUAUAUAUAUAUGUGUGUGUGUGUGUGUGUGUAUUUAUUUGUUCGUCUUUCCAUUUUAAUGAAUCUCAGCAUACAACUGGCUUUGCUGCAACUUUCUUCCUGCAUGCUGUUAAUGCCUGCGUGUGAUUUAUGAGCUUUGUAUGUGCUUCCGUUCCAAGACAGAUGCUGUGACCACAUCUUACUUUCCCAUUCAGAUCUCGUUCUAUUAGCUCAGGAUGCUAAUUGUUGUCUGUACCAAAAAUUUGCUAGUCAGUGGAUCCUUUCAAUUCGAAGUCACGGUGUAAAAAAUUUUCAGCUUCUGCAUGCAGGCAAAAUAUGUCGCCUCAUCUUUCUUGUUUCUCUCAGCAUUGAUGGACUAAUGCUUAAAAUAUAUGCCUUUAUCCUGGCAAUGCUUUGCAGUUUUUGUCCAAUAAACAAUUUUGCCCCUCUCUUCUGAAUUCUCCCACUUUAGAUUUUGUGUUUAACUCUCACAGAAAUGGAGAAACUAUAUCUGGGGGUUUGAUCUGAUACUCUUUUAUACGAGGGAGUAAGCCAGCAGGGGUAGCUUCAAUAGCCCUCCUAGCCUUUAAACCUUUCUUCUACUCUGUUGGCAAAUGAUGGUUCAGAAAGCAUGUGAAGUUCCAUUUACUAAGGAUGCUUGUUUCCUCCAAGGCCGAAACCUUGGUUGUUAACUCCUUUUGAAUUCUGAUACUAGUUUCCCAAUCAUUACUUCUACGUCUGCAUGCUCCCACAGCUACUGUUGUGCAAAUACGUGUUGUCCGCAAAUGUUUUACCCAAUGUUGGAACUUAUGGUAUAAAAGAAUCCUGGAAGCUUGUCAUCUACUGUUCCAGUGGGCUAGAAAAUGUUGAUAAGCUACACACACUGCAUGACAAGUUGGGAUGGGAAGAAGUACAUGAAAUGGCAAAUGAUUGAAGCAAAAGAGGUUCAGUCAACUAAUCUAGUUACUAACUAGAUGCUCUGGCUUCCCAGGAAGUAUAUUGCAUUGGAUAUUUCCAAAACGACACAUAUUUCUCAGCGCUGGUCAAACUUCUGCUUAUGCUCAUCUGCUUGUGGUGCCAUGGCCUCCCCCUUUACAAAUGUUGCUUUUGCUCCAUCUUCUGAUGGAGUAGAAAAUUUUGCUUGCAAGGAUAAACUUUCAGGCUAUAUAUUCAUGUGCAAUGGAAAAACAAAAGCUGAUUGCUACAGGUAUAGAGUUUUCGGGCUUCCUGCAGCUAGAUUGAAUGUUGUUAAGAAAAUCAGACCCUGCAUGACGUUGUUCUUGUUUGACUUUGAGUUGAAACUUCUUUAUGGUGUUUACUGUGCAACUUCUAAUGGAGGACUUGGAAUUGAGCCAACUGCUUUCCGAGGGAAAUUUUUAGCACAGGUAAGGUUUGAGAUAUUCAAGGAUUGCUUGCCUUUGCCUGAGAGUGCCUUUAAGCAUGUUAUUAAAGAUAACUACAAUGCAGGUUCCAAAUUCAAACAAGAGCUGAGUAAUGAACAGGUGACUAAUCUGAUGUCAUUGUUUCGUCCAAUACUGACAAUUCCAGUACCAUUUUCAAAUAUAUUGCCUGAAGCUGAAGUUUCUGCUUCAUAUGAUCGAUAUGUAGUAAAACGGAUACUUAAUCGUUCAGGACAGCCAAGCAAUUAUCAUUGUAGUCAGCCUGCUCACCACCCAUGUAGCGAAAAUGACAUUUCUGUGAUUGCGAACGAUACAUAUGCUUUCCCGUUUGAUGCUAUUUCAGCUACUGACGCUUCAGUACCAGCAUAUGCUCAAGUUCCGUCACAUGUUUCUGGACCUUCAUAUGGAAAUGCUUAUGCAUCAUCAUCAUCAGGAGCUGCUGCUUACUGGACAACUGAGGCUUCUCAAAGCCUUUAUCAGGUACCAGCAUCACUGUACGAGGCAGUAUAUCGUCCUACUUCAAAUGAAACCUUAGCUUCUUGGAUGGCAACUACAGCAGCACCUAACAAACUAAAUUAAGUCCUUGCUUAUUCUUCUUACAUGUUGUGUAGUUGAGCAAUUAUAUACAUGCUUUUGGUGUUGUUUUUAAUGCUGUGCAAGCACUCACUACAGGCCAAGUAGGUGAACUGGAGCAGAAUUUACAGUCUAUAGGUGUUGCAAGUCGUAUGUGCCUGCCCAAUACUUUAAAGAUUCAAGUUUGAGCUACAUAGAAACACAAGUGAUUGAAUCUGUUUACACUA